CCUCGUUCCCCUUCCUCACACGGACAGCCGAAACGGGAUAAUCCGGAUGCGCCCGCGCGACUAGUCUCGAAGCUUCCGCUCGGAGCCAGGGUUAGGGUUUCGCCCCCGCCGGUCGUCUGCCCCAGGCACCCCAGCCAUGUCCGGGCGCGAGGUCCGCGAGUACACCAAUCUCAGCGACCCCAAAGAUAGGAAGUUUGGGAAGGGGAAGGACAAGAUCGAUGAUGAGGACAUCACCUUCCAGCGCAUGGUUGCAAAGAUGCAAGAAGUUGCUGGUGAGAGGGGAGGCUACCUUCAUGGACGAGGAGCAUUGGAUAGCGAUGAUUUGCUUUACCUGAAAGAGCAAAUGGAAGCUGAGGAAGAUGCAGAGCGUCUUCUCCGUCGUACGGAGAAGCGGGCAUUUGCUGCCUUUAAGAAAGCAGCAAUCUUAGCUGAUUCUACACCUGCUGUCCCAGUGGCUCUUCGUGUUGAACCUAAGCCUAAAAGUGAUAUAAGGCAACAGGAUCUCUUGAAGCACAUUGUUGGGAUCAAACCAAAGCGGCCAAAAGUUAGCAGCCCUUCACAGCCAGCAGAUAGCAAUAAGACUAAUCAAUGUGAAGAAGAUUCUGUCAGCAAGUUAUCUUCAUCGCAGAAUCAAUUGGAACCACCUUUGGGUGAGAAGGGAUCAUCUCAUGGGACUGUCAAUGCUGAGUAUACAGUGCCAAGGCCAGAUGAGCCAUCGGUGGCUAAGCAACAGAACACAGCUGGAAGCUUGCUUGGUUUAGCUUACGAGAGUUCAGAUGAAGAAUAGUCUCAUUUAGGAUGUGUAAAGUUUCCAACCGUGGGAACUGAACUGUUUCCUGUGAGAUUUCUGCAUUCUAAACAAGUCGCAGAAGUAAUCUCUAAGGCCACAUGUAGAUUGUAUAUUAGGUUUUUUGUACUGUUAUUGGGCUAUGCUUUGCACCAGGAUUCAAUGAAAAGCUGCUUUAGUGUUGCUGCUA
Messenger RNA from Setaria italica (foxtail millet), 977 nucleotides. RefSeq lists its product as uncharacterized. The transcript is spliced from 6 exons. Lineage: Eukaryota; Viridiplantae; Streptophyta; Magnoliopsida; Poales; Poaceae. The coding region runs from base 137 to 787 and encodes 216 amino acids. The record is from RefSeq and is a predicted model, not a curated record.